AGGUCCCGAGGGCUUGGAGAAAAGGAAGCUUCCAGGCUGUUUCUCCCCCACUCCAAAGCUUGUCCAAGAUCCUAACCAUUGGCCCAGGAACUAAGUCAUGCGGAGCCCAGAAUAGCUCCUAUUGAAUGCCUAGCCAGCUCAGACACAGAGCUUGGGACAUGGGGACCCUCUGUCUCCUUCCGUCUAGGUUUCCCUCCUUCUUUCUCUCUCUAUGCCUUUGGCCUCUUCCUCUCCUCCCCCCUAUCCUUCCUCUUCCCACAUGCUCAUGAGCUGGUCCCCAGAAGAGUGUGGGGGGCAGGGAGAGCCCCCAGGUGACAGACACACCCUCUGUGCCAGGCUGGUGGAGAAGCCCAGCAGAGGGGCUGAGGAGGACCCUGAGGCUGGCCCGGGACCCAUCGUCACCCGCACAGCCUCGGGACCUGCCCUUACCUUCUGGCAGGCAGUGCUGGCCGGGGAUGCGGGCUCUGUCUCCCGCAUCCUGGCAGACUCCAGUACUGGUCUGGCUCCUGAUUCUGUCUUUGAUACCAGCGACCCUGAGCGAUGGAGGGAUUUCCGCUUCAACAUCCGCGCUCUGAGACUCUGGUCUCUGACAUACGAAGAGGAGCUGACCACCCCACUGCAUGUGGCGGCCAGCCGUGGCCAUACAGAAGUUCUGCGGCUCUUACUGAGGCGGAGGGCAAGGCCAGACAGUGCCCCUGGGGGCCGCACUGCUCUGCACGAGGCCUGUGUGGGGGGCCACACGGCCUGCGUCCAUGUGCUGCUGGUGGCAGGAGCAGACCCCAACAUCCCGGACCAGGAUGGGAAACGGCCCUUGCAUCUCUGCCAGGGGCCUGGCACCCUUGAGUGUGCAGAGCUGCUCCUGCGGUUUGGGGCAAGUGUGAAUGGUCAGUCCGAGGAAGAAAAGGAGACUCCUUUGCAUGUGGCCGCCCGGCUUGGCCAUGUGGAGCUGGCAGACCUGCUUCUAAGACGUGGGGCAUGCCCUGAUGCUCGUGAUUCAGAAGGCUGGACUCCACUGCUGGCUGCCUGUGAUACCCGCUGCCAGUCUCCCGCAGAUGCUGAGGCUACCACCACCCGCUGCCUCCAGCUGUGCCGCUUGCUGCUCAAGGCUGGAGCAGAUGCUGAUGCUGCUGACCGGGACAAGAGGCGGCCCCUACACCUGGCCUGUCGUCGUGGCCAUGCUGCUGUGGUGGAGCUGCUCCUGUCCUGUGGUGUCAGUGUCAAUGCCAUGGACUAUGGUGGACACACAGCCCUGCAUUGUGCUCUACAGGGCCCAGCUACAGCCCUGGCCCAGAGUCCCGAGAAUGUGGUGAGGGCUCUGCUCAACCACGGAGCUGUCCGCGUCUGGCCAGGGGCCCUCCCUAAGGUGCUAGAGCGCUGGUGCACGUCCCCACGGACCAUCGAGGUCCUGAUGAACACCUACAGUGGCAUGCGACUUCCUGAGGAGGCUAUGGGCCUGGUACCACCUGAAACUCUGCAGAACCAUCAGCGUUUCUACUCUUCCCUCUUCGCCUUGGUGAGACAGCCCAGAUCACUGCAGCAUCUGAGCCGCUGUGUCCUCCGCUCCCACCUGGCAAGCUGCCUGCCCCACGCCCUGCCCCUCCUGCCCCUGCCACCCCGGCUCCUUCGCUACCUGCAGCUUGAUUUUGAGGAUGUGCUCUACUAGCUGUCCACUGCCUUUUGAGAGAGCUUAAAAGUGGAUGCCUCAUCC
Otolemur garnettii (small-eared galago) is the source of this 1708-nucleotide messenger RNA. It is a transcript of the gene ASB10, whose product is annotated as ankyrin repeat and SOCS box containing 10. Bases 212 to 1663 code for a protein of 483 amino acids. Gene Ontology annotation, molecular function: protein binding. NCBI's taxonomy places the organism in Eukaryota, Metazoa, Chordata, Mammalia, Primates, Galagidae. The transcript has 6 exons. The record is from RefSeq and is a predicted model, not a curated record. Gene Ontology annotation, biological process: intracellular signal transduction.